Pseudozyma flocculosa PF-1 is the source of this 2535-nucleotide messenger RNA. RefSeq lists its product as uncharacterized. Bases 1 to 2535 code for a protein of 844 amino acids. The record is from RefSeq and is a predicted model, not a curated record. The transcript has a single exon. NCBI's taxonomy places the organism in Eukaryota, Fungi, Basidiomycota, Ustilaginomycetes, Ustilaginales, Ustilaginaceae.
AUGGGCUUGCAAUUCGCCUCGUCCGAGGCGGCCGCCGCCGAGCGCCGCCCAUGGUCUUACGGCAGUACCGCUGACACCAGCACGACAUCGCAGGCACCUACUCCGGACCUCGCCCGAUCGCAGGUCGGCAACACGGAUUCGGACGACGAGGAUCCGCCCGGCGUCAGCUCGACGCCAUCCGAUACGGUGGUUCCCGCGACCUGCGCCGUCACUUCGGAAGAUCUCCGUGUGUUUCAGGACCUGCUCAGCCGAUGGUCGCAGAAGCAGCCCGUCGCCGCGGUUACGGGCGGCGACGAAGACGAGACCAGUCGCAUCCACGAUAUCGACUUGCUCUUCGGCGACACGCCCGAGCCUCAGGCGGCCGAUUCGCCAGCACCUCCCACAGCAGGAGCCGCGGUCCGGCCCGCACAGGAUGUCCAGGUUCACGCCUCCCCCGCUGGCCAGCGACGACAGCCCGCGCCUGAGACUUGCGCGGCGCCACCCCGAGCCGACGGGAUCGCAGCGGCAUCUGCUCCGGCCCUGCGUCUUCCGGGCAUGGCUGCGCAGCAACAGAGCGGACCGGGUCGAACUGACCCUCUUCUAGCUUCCGGCGGGCAGAGAGGGUCAGACUCUCCGCUUCCCGGGCCAAACUCUGGCGGGGAAGCUCUCGGUCCGGCAGCACGGUUGACGGCGUCUUCGUCCGCGCCGUCGGCAACACCGUCGGCAACGCCUACGGCCGCACCGGCCGUGCCCAUGAUCGGACCAGCGAAGCGCCCUCGCGGCAGACCCCCAAAGUACCCGCGACCCGAUGGCACGGCCGCGCCAAAGAAGAAGGCGCCUGCCAAGAGGAAGGCGAAGACGGCCGAGGAUGGUGACGCGCGGAAGAAGCCGACGACUAAGGCGGCCGCGCGCGGCGCCGUCCCGAUCACGAUCGCCGACCUGGGACGGAUGAUCCCCAAGAAUGCCCCUCCCGCUGACAUCGAGGCGUUUAUACGCAGCAACGUCAAGCUCUUUGCCGACCUCUUCAUCGCGCUGCAGAAGCAGGCCAGCGAGGAUCGCAAGGUCAGGGAGCGUGCCAAGGAGGAGCUCAAGGGCAUCGCCCGCAGUCGCUCGGUCGGUGCCAGUCCGGCCACCUCGACCAGCGCCGCCGCCACCCCCGCCGCCGCAACAGCGCCCCCAUCGCGCGGACAGUCCGCACCGCCGCCCCUCCUGCCGCUCGGCACCUCGACCGGUCCAGGCCUCUUCUCGUCUGCAGACACCGGCGCUGCCCCGUUGCCGAGCGCCGACCAUGCUCGCGCUUCCUCUGCUGCAACAUCGACGACGACACAGAAGUCGGGCGGGCGGGACUUUUCGCAGGUCCUGGCGCAGGCCUUGAGCGAGCUGCUGACCAAUUCGGCGGCGCCGUCAGCGGCCCAUGCUAGGCAGUCGAGCUCGACGGCGGCUCCGCCGCGCGGGCAACGCUCGGCAUCCGUCGGAGCCACGGAGACGGGCGCGACGCCCGCCGCCAAGCGCCGACGAUCCGAGGCCAACGUCGACCUGCACGCCACGGUCAAGAAGCGCAUGGCUGAUGUCUCUUCGAGCCACAACGACCUCCGGCAGGAGAUGCUGCGCCUCAAGGUGGACAAGCAGUUUUUCGACAAUGCGCAAAAGACGGUCGACGAGCGCAUCAAGGUGCUGCGCGAGCGGAUCAUGGCCCGGAGCAAGGACCUCCAGCGCGAGCGCGAGGCCAACCGGAAGGCGCGGGUCGAGGCGCGCCAGGUCAAGAAGGACCACCGGGCGGCGGAGCGCAUGCUCCGGCAGUCGCAGAACUUUGAAAAGACGCUCGAGGCCCAGACUCUCCUACUCGAGGCCGAGAUCGCCACCGAGGAGCAGGCGCGGCGAGAGAGGGAGGAGGCCGAGCGCUUCGAGCUCGACGCCGCGCUGUUCGAUGGGCAGCACCAGAUCGACUUGGCGGACUCGGCGAACGAUGAAGUCGUUGUGCCCAUCCCUGCCGCGCUCGGCGAUCAUCUGGACCCGUCCGAUGGCAGCGGCAACAGCGGCAGCGGCGACGCCAUGACGGACGACGACCUUGCCCGGGCGCUGGGCAUCUCGCUCAGCGAUCUUUCCAGGUUCACCCGCGAGGGGCUCGGCUCGCCCAUGGCUGCGUCGAUGCUGGCGGCACCUCCGGCUUCGUCCCCGCAGCCAUCGCUUGCACCAGCGGCCUCGGAAGCCACUGCAGCGAUGGAUCCGCCCACGCAGCCGGACCAGGCGACGGACCAGGCCUCGAAUCUGGCGUUGGACCCGGCGGACUCGGUGAUGGAUCUGUCCCACCUUCUCGAUGCCGCCGCCGCGGCCGAAGCAGCCAGCGCACCUGCUGGCGACAGCGGCCAGGAGGCCGCAAGCUCGCUCGAUGCGCUGAUGGACUUUUCCAUGCCGGACUUUGACCUCGGAUCCUUGUUCGAGGCGAGCGCUGAACCAGCGUCGCCGAGCGCAGGCGCCAACGAGUCCAGCGCCGCCGUCGUCGAGCAGCAGCCUGACGAGCAGCAGCAGCAGCAGCAGGAGGUUCAGCAACAAUAG